ACUGGUAGGUUGUAGUAGGUCUGUCCAGAAGAGCAGCAUCCUAAUUGGAACGGGCUACCUAUUAGAAUAUCCAUUGUUGGAGUUAGGUUUCAGUUCGUGAUUGGUUCAAGUCGCUUUCACCACUUCCAUCACAGCCCUGGCUGUUGCAAGCGAUCUUGUCGGGCGUUUCAUCUCCUUCUUGAGCCAGAAGUGUGGGAGGCAGCAUGCGGCAACGGAAGCGGAGGACCUCGAGAGGCUGAGGUCUGUCCUGCUAAGGAUCCACACAGUUGUCGAGGAGGCAGAGGCACGGCAGAUCACGAACCGGGGAAUGGUCCUCCAGCUCAAGGGGCUCAUGGAGAGCAUGUACCUCGGGUACUAUGCUCUUGACACCUUCAAGUUCCAGCCCCUUGAAGAAGAUGGUGCUCCUGAUCCUGAAGAUAACCAGGUAAGCCACAAGCGCCUUCGGCUUUGUUCCAGUACAAGCAGAAGAAAGAACACGUCUUUAUUAGCAUUUGGUACUGAGAGCACAGCCAUGGUUAAGAGAGUACUUCGAAGUUUGGAGACUAAAAUUUCUGAUGUGAGGGAGUUCAUCAUGCUACUACCCUGCUGUCCUCGUCUUCCCCAGAAACUCUACAGCACAUAUUUGUUCAUGGACAAGAUCAUGUUCGGUCGCAAUGUCGAGAAAGAGAAAGUGAUCAGCUUCUUACUGCACGAUGACCAGAAUCUGGCAGUCCUUCCAAUUGUUGGACCCCGCAUGAUCGGGAAGAAAACCCUUGUCCAUCAUGCUUGCCAAGACGAACGGGUGCGCGGUCGCUUCCCGCAUAUUGUUUUCGUUCAUGGGGAUGAUCUCAUUCUUGGGGCCAGAUCAUUAGUCCCCUCAAGAAAGUACCUGUGCAUUGUUCAAUUCAGUUGGGAUGCAGAUGUGCAGGCAUGGGAAACCUUUCAAUCGUCUCUACGCAACGCGGCGACAAGCGGCAGCAAAGUUGUGAUCAUUGGCAGAACAGACGAGAUUGCCAGAUGGGGAACAGCACCACCAAUCAGGCUCACGAGCUUGUCCCAAGAAGAGUACUGGUACUACUUCAAGGCGCUGGCCUUCGGAACCAUGAACCCCGACGAGCAUCCGAAACUAGCAUCUCUAGGCAUGCAACUGGCGAAGCAACUACAGGGAUCAUUCCUUGGCGCAAACAUGGUUGGUAACGUGCUGCAGGCCAAUCCUGAUGCAGAAAUCUGGUAUGAAAUGUUAAUGAGCUUAAGGGAGAUGGAACAGAUGCGGUUCCUCCUCUUCGGCGAGCAGUGUCCUGAUGACAUUCUCGCAAAGAACGACCCCGUCGACACGGCUAUGAUGGUGUCCCUGCGGUACCGUGGUUGUCUGGCAUAUGAUCUAAGGGAAACUGGCCACGCCCAAAUCAGGGAGCUGCCAAGAUUAACGCCAGAAGGACCACAGAUGGAAGACGGUAAGAACAUUCCUCGUGACGAGAAGUUCGAUAUAGUGGUAUGGAGAUCCCGAAUCCUGCCUUUCCGCAACUACAUAGCUACCUUUGUGAAGCCAAAGCCGCGGCGCGUCCGAAGGAGGAAGAAUCACCUGCCAACCCGCGACAGUAAGAUUAGAACCUUGUUUGAAAAGCAUACGUUCCCCCUUCUGGAAAACCCACUCUAGAAUUCUGAUUGUACCCGCCAGUACAAGUGUGAUAUUUCUACACUAUUAUAUAAUGGACCUAACUUUGAACUUUUGAAUCUCUA
Messenger RNA from Brachypodium distachyon (stiff brome), 1719 nucleotides. Its product is annotated as putative disease resistance protein RGA4. The coding region runs from base 308 to 1636 and encodes 442 amino acids. Lineage: Eukaryota; Viridiplantae; Streptophyta; Magnoliopsida; Poales; Poaceae. Gene Ontology annotation, molecular function: ADP binding. The transcript is spliced from 2 exons. The record is from RefSeq and is a predicted model, not a curated record.